GCCUUCUUUCUCUGUCGAUCCCCCCAAUUCUCUCUUUCUCUCUUUCUCUCUCUCACGCACAUCCUAUCCCUCUCCUUCUAUUCCGUUGAGAAGGGAACAGCACACUCGUGUAUUUUCACUCACUUUUGCCAUUGCACAAAAACAACAAUCAUACCAUGGCCUCCACCACACUCAGCAGACGCUCUGGUGUCCGAGCCCCCUCAGGAGCAGUUCGACCAAAGAAAAUCAAUCCCAAUGCACUCCCCCGUCCAAAACAGCCAACCUCCUUCGAUGUCGAUAUUGAUGCCGAGUAUGCCAGCACAACUGACCCCUCUGAGAGCUCCUUAUCCCUAUCUUCGGUGCACCAGCAACAUUCAACAAGAGACAACCAACGCACAAUCAACGAGGAGAAUGAGGACAUCCAUACGCGUCUCCUUGAUGAUAACUUUUCUCGCGAUUAUCAGCCUAGCUUCUAUUCCGCGCCCGCUCCCAGCAGCAUAGACUCUAGCAACACACAGAGCAGCAACACGACUUUCGACAGGAUCACAACGUCUCCCGUAGUGAACGACAGAUCCAGGCACGGUUCAGCAACUGUGCGGUCGCUUUCCCCCAAUCUUCUUUGUCGGCACCAAAGGCAACACACUCAUACACAGGACCAUACACACCAACUGCCGCGACAACUCCCACCACAGCAUCCAGGACUCUCCUGUUGGAGCGACACCAGCAGCAGCAGUUCGCUCUUUCCUUCCUUAAUUCCUACUCGGAGGAGCUCUAUCAAAUCGUACUCGCGUAGGGGGACAGAUACGCCUCCGCUUUCCACAGCCGAGUCUUACCCAGACGAGGAUGUUGACGAGACGUCGUCUCCCGUGGAUGGCCUUCAGCUUCUUAACGAACGAAAUGAACCCUACGAUGAGGGCACCCCAUACAAGUCCGGCGAAGAGGAUGGCCAAGACAAUAGUCAAAGAAGACACGCGCAAUGGUUCGAAGCUGAAGAUCAAAAUCUGAGCGACGGCAAUCAGAGCCUGGGACACCUUCAGGAACACAGCAGUGAUGAUAGCCGCCGCUCAUCGGUCCCCUCAUCGCCACUCAUAUUUCCGGCUCCGCCGAUCAUCAGCCACAGAGCGCCAGCACGAAUCACUGACACUAUACCUGCACCUGCGCCCGCUUCUACCUCCGAAUCAGACAAUGCGGAACAAGUGCCUGAGAGCACCGAGGCAGUCAAACACUAUACGCAUGAAAUUGAAACCCAGGAGACAUUGCGACGUGAGCGCACAAGAAUUUUACAGCGCACAGUUGUCAGCAGCUACCGACAGAUCGACUACAAGGAUAUCACCGGGGUUGAACCGCUCAAGAAGGGUGGAUUCGGCGAGAUCCAUAGAGCAGAGUGGUCUAGGCUCCAGGUUGUUCUCAAGAGAGCAUUGGUGGAGCACAACGAGGGCGUAGAACAAUUCGAUCAAGAGCUCGAGAUCCUGAAACGAGUGCACGACUAUGACUUUAUCGUGCCCUUUUACGGAGUGACAACCGACCCAAGGACGGGCGUCCGGUGCAUGGUUAUGAAGUACUGCUCCAACGGCAAUCUGUGUUCGUUUUUGGAAAACAAUCACAGUAACCUACCCUGGGAAGAACGAUAUCGACUGUCGAUUGAGAUCACCAAAGGACUCGAGUUCCUUCACAAGUCAGGAUUCUAUCACCGCGAUCUGCAUAGUGGCAACAUUCUGUUGGACGACAAGAUGACGGCUAUGAUCUGUGAUUUCGGUCUGAGUCGGUCUUCUUCCAAAGAAAAGACUAACGACUUGUCUGCAGCCGUAGGCGUGGCUUCAUUCUUGGCACCGGAGCGUUUUCCGACACAGAGGCCGAUGUACUCGGCUGCAUGCGAUGUCUACAGUCUGGGUGUCAUCUUUUGGCACAUCUCUUCAGGCAGAAUCCCGUUUGUGGCUCGACUGCGCGAUCCACGACUUUUGAGAGAAUUAAUGGAUGGAAGGCGUGAGGAGAUAAUACCGGGCACGCCGCGCGAAUAUAGGGACUUGCUGGUCAAGUGUUGGGAUGCCAUCCCAACUAGGCGCCUUAAAAUCGACGUGGUGAUCGAUAUUCUUCAGAUGCUCAUCGAAAAGCUAUCGGAACCCGUUUACCCAGUACAGGUGGGCUUUAUGGUCCCGAGCAGUACAACUUCAGCUGCACUGCCAGUUCCCCCACAGCUGGAGCCAAAAAUGGCGAGUCUAGAGCGGGCUUCCAACAUGCUGAACAAGAUGGUAUUUGAUAUCAAGGAUCCAAUCAUGAGAGAAACUGUGGACUAUAUCGAUCGCACGCGCGCACGAUUCAGAGACCAGCGAACGCUACCAACUCCAUACUCGUCUACGAACCCACCGCAGACGCCUGUCUACUUUUGUCCCCUCGUGGGCGAUAUCGCUGCACUCAACUACUACCUCGCAUAUCAUCGGCCCUACAACCCCAUCAACGAGUCCAGUAUGCAAACUGGCGACACGGCCCUGCAUCUGGCCUGUUUGUUUCUGGAAUCACCUUUGGAUACCAUCAAGGUUCUAGUUGAACUCGGCGCCGAUAUCAAUCUCGAGAACCUGCAGGGUUAUACACCCGUCAUGAUGCUGGUCUCGUCCAACACGCAGUAUUGCUACGAAGCGCUCAGGUACUUUAUCAUGCGAGGCGCCAAAAUCCCAGAGUAUAUCCGCAAACCGAUCGCCCCCAUGGACAACGCUCAGAUCUAUGCUCUGAACCUUAUAAACGAAUCGCGGCAGAUGCACUUGAACGGAUCAAGGCCCAUCAACUAUAUCAGACCGCCAAGGAACCGAUGCAUUGGGCAGCCUAAUGAGCAGAACGAGGAGCAGAGCCAGAACCAGGAUCAGAACCAAAAGCGGUCCCAUACCAUGCAGGGCCGACCACUAUUUCACGUCGUGGCCGCUAUGCAAGAAGACUACCGCAUCUUGGACUGUCUCCGUGAGGCUGGACUUAAGCCUGCAAUAGCCCAUGGUAGUGACACAGCACUCAUCGCCGCCGCAGCACAUUUACAGAUCAAGAAUAUUGAGUGGCUGCUCAACAAUGACCUGGAUAGCAGCAUUGAAAGCAAUGUCACCCGAGCCAUCGCCGUCGUAAAAAUGAUCUAUGGAUCGAGUCCCGCUUCUUCCGAAGAGCGACAUGCCCCAACAAGCAACGCCAACAGCAAUGAAAAUAACAAUGUCAGUGGCAUCAACAGAUAUAAUGGUCGAUUGCUCAGAAGAAUGGAACCGGGCGACAUUCGGGAACUAGGGAAAUACUCCUGGGCUGGGGUUGCGUACAGGAACACAAAUCAAUUCAGCAAAGAUAUGGUGGGGCCCGUCUUGCAGUUAUUGGAGCAAUGGACUGGCCAUCGACGCAUCAUUGCAAGGAGGGAUGUUGCUGCCAAACUGAGGCUCAUGGGUGGCAUGGGAUUUCACCCUUUGAUACCAGCAGCCAACGCUCAUAUCGCCAACGGCUUUGGUCAUAGCGUUGUAUCAUCCAUGGCAUAUUAAAAGCCAGUCAGUCCAUUUUCAAUCCUUCUUUCACCGUUUUUCGCUAAUGCUCCGCCAUUGAAUUUGCGUGUUUUUUCUUUCUUAUUCGACAGCCUAUCUUACAUCAGUUGGCGUCGGGUACUUUCUUGUGAAGGUGCAGCUGUCAUCGCGAUUGCUGGCCACUAGAAUAAACUAGUUUAGCGUACCAGCUGGUGAGACAGGCAUUUUAAAAUGGUCCCAAACAUAUCAUCGAGGGUCGUAUCCGUCUCACUGAUCGCCUAUGUUAUACAUUGAGGUUCAC
Gamsiella multidivaricata is the source of this 3759-nucleotide messenger RNA. RefSeq lists its product as uncharacterized. Lineage: Eukaryota; Fungi; Mortierellomycota; Mortierellomycetes; Mortierellales; Mortierellaceae. The transcript is spliced from 3 exons. The coding region runs from base 156 to 3479 and encodes 1107 amino acids. Gene Ontology annotation, molecular function: ATP binding; protein kinase activity; protein binding. Gene Ontology annotation, biological process: protein phosphorylation. The record is from RefSeq and is a predicted model, not a curated record.